AUGAUGAUCUCUCGUCGAUUGGCUUCUAAAUUCCUUAAACCCUUGUCUUCCUCAUCCUUCCACGCCUCCCACCGUCACCUCCAUUCCUCUUCUCCCAUCUCUUCCAUAAGAAACCAUCUGAUCCACGGAUCAGAAACUCGGGAGCUAAGCCUCAUAAGAUCCUUCGCUGUUUUCGUCGCCAAUUCAAAUACCAAUAUCGGCAAGCUGCGAUCCGAAACAUGGUCACCGAGGUAUUUCUCGACACCGAGCGGAGAGGUCGAUCCGAAGACAGAGGAGUCGAAGCCGGAGGAGCCGAAGAUGAAGCACCAGGAGAUCGAAGGACCGACGGUGGAGCGCGACGUGUCGGCGCUAGGGAAUGAGACGAGACAAGUGUUUGAAGGGAUGAUGAAGAACAUGUACAGUCUAAGUGGAGCCAUGGGUCUUCUGGGUUUAACGCAACUGAUCGUUGGAGGCACAAUUCUGUACGCGACUCGAUCGAAUCCGAUGCUAGAAAUGACGAUUCAGAGCGGUAUAGCGUUUGGAUUCCCGUUCGCGAUGGCGUUGAUGGUGAGACGGUCGUUGAAGCCAAUGUACUUCUUCAAGAAGAUGGAGGAAGUUGGGAGGCUGCAGAUUCUGACUCUGACUCUUCAGGUCGCAAAGAAUCUCAAUUUGUUGUUCGUAAGAGCUCGUGUUGUUUCCAUCUUGUGCGUUGGUGGCUUGUGUUUCGGAAAUUUGUACCUCUUGGUAUCCCCAUGA
Molecule: messenger RNA, 735 nt
Organism: Microthlaspi erraticum
Lineage: Eukaryota; Viridiplantae; Streptophyta; Magnoliopsida; Brassicales; Brassicaceae
Source: the annotation of a GenBank genome assembly